Aureobasidium melanogenum CBS 110374 is the source of this 612-nucleotide messenger RNA. RefSeq lists its product as uncharacterized. The coding region runs from base 1 to 612 and encodes 203 amino acids. NCBI's taxonomy places the organism in Eukaryota, Fungi, Ascomycota, Dothideomycetes, Dothideales, Saccotheciaceae. The transcript has 2 exons. The record is from RefSeq and is a predicted model, not a curated record.
AUGCCUGGAGAAGCUGACGCCAAAGCUGAAGCUGACGCUGUUCGAGUCAAUCACCACCACAACGACAACCAAGACUCGCCAUCGCAACCUCCCGAUUCAACUUCCCAUGCCCCGACGAACCACCACUCCCCCAACGGCUUCGUCAAAGAACUCGACCAGAUACGCCGCCAGCUCGACGACCAGAUCCACAAAUUCAUCGCCCAGAAUGAGAGAGUUGAAGCUUUACGAGCGCGAGUUGCGCACACGUUAUCGCGCCCUACGCGCGCCCUCCAUACAGACCUCUGGGAAUCCCUCGCCCACUACCCACCUGCUGACCAGCCUUCGGGUGCUUCUGACACCAAACGAGACGCUCAAGGCACGAACGACAAGAGCCAUGAAUGUGAAAGUGAGCUUCUGGACCUGUUCACCCCUGUAUAUCUCCCGCUACUAGAGAGCAGGCCUCUUGGUCCUAGCCGUUCUCCUUUUGCUCCUGCUCUCGGUGAUACUGACGAUUCAUCAACUAUUGUUGAUGAUCGCCAGGCUCUCCAGCGCGCGAAUACCGACCCUGCCGACGACAACGAGUCUCUAUCCUACAGGCGGGGCCUGGGCCCAAGGGCCCCUUCAUCUGGUUGA